GACACAUAGAGUGAACGGCGACAGCAGCUGUGACAUCUUGCUGCAGCACUUGAGGGUCAGCAUCGCAGAGAAGCACAGUACGAACGCAAUGAUGGGAGUAGGUGUUGGGGCUCCUGUGUUGCUCCUGGGGCUUCUUGUCCUGACCGUGCAUUGCGCUAGGAUACCAUCGACGAUUAACUCAGACAUUCUGAGGUUGCCAGGACCCCCACUUGGAGAGGACUUUUCAGGAGAUGUCUGGGCUCUGCUGAUUGCGGGAUCUGCGGGAUGGGGCAACUAUCGUCAUCAGGCAGAUGUCCUCCACGCGUACCAGGUGUUGAAACGUGGCGGUGUGAAGGAGGAGAACAUCAUCGUCAUGAUGCAGGAUGACAUUGCCCACAACUACAUGAACCCCCACCCUGGCAAGGUCUACAACAAGCCCAAUGGGCAGGAUGUGUACGAGGGAGUCCCCCUGGACUACACUGGCGAUGCUGUCAACGCAAGGAACUUCCUCCAGGUUCUUGCCGGAAAGAAGGCGCCCAAGGUGAUUGGAUCAUCCGGGAAGAUUCUGAAGUCUGGCCCCAAUGACAGGGUCUUUGUAUACUAUGCCGACCACGGCGCUCCAGGCAUCUUGGGCAUGCCCAACGGCGCUUUCCUGUACGCGGAUCAGCUUCUGUCAGUGCUGACCGCCAAGAGCGAGCAGGGCGGCUUCAAGGACCUCGUCAUCUAUGUGGAGGCUUGCGAGUCGGGGAGCAUCUUCCAGGGCCUACUGUCAGACUCCCUCAACAUCUAUGCCACGACAGCGUCCAAUGCUGUGGAGUCCUCCUGGGGCACCUACUGCCCAGGCAUGGCGCCAUCACCGCCGCCCGAGUUCAACACCUGCCUCGGUGACCUGUACUCCGUUGCAUUCCUCGAAAACAGCGACAAGAACGACCUGACGGAGGAGACGCUGCUGAAGCAGUACGAGCUCGUGAAGCGGCGCACGAGCAACAACUACACCUACAACAUGGGCAGCCACGUCCUGCAGUUUGGCAGCCUCAGCAUCGAUGAGGAGCCCGUCGCCGACUACCUGGGCGAGCUCAACACCGGCGACGGCAGCGGAGGUCUCUCGGCCAGCAACGAGCUAUUCGCUGACGGAGGGAUGGGAUCAGUGCCGCAGCGCGACGCAGAUCUGCUGCACCUGUACACCGCGUACCAGCGCGCAGCCACGCCGGCCGACAAGGCCGCCGCGCUCGCCGUGCUCGACGCGGAGAUCGACCGCCGCCGCGCGGUGGACGACAGCGUCCGAUCUGCCGUCUGGGGCCUCCUGCAGCAGCCUGCCGUGCUCGCCCAGCUGCAGACCAAGUACGCGGCGGCGAACCUGCUGCUGCCGACUCAACAGCUGCUCGGCAACUCGGCCGAUGCUGCGCAGCUGCAGGCGCUCAUCGUGGAGCAGUUUGUAAGCGCCCCUCUGCCGCGCGAGCCCGGCCUGGCCCUUGUGGACGACUGGGACUGCCUCCGCGCGAUGGUGGGUGCGUGGGAGGGGCAGUGCGGCCAGUUGGACCAGUAUGGCAUGCAGCACACCCGCACCUUCUCCAACCUGUGCAACGCCGGCAUCCCUGUCGACACCCUCGCCUCAGCCGCCGCCUCGGCUUGCACCCCUGCUGCGCCCGCUGCUUGAGCCAGUCAGACGAUGGGCUGGCAGGCACAUGCUGACGAGGAGCUCUGAAGACACUGCUUCAAUUCCGAGACUGUGCUCAAAAGAGCGUUCAUGGCCUGUGAAGGUGCAGUGAAGAAAGGCUGCAGCAUCAAGAGAUUGUGCCAUAUGAAGGACGCGGUAGGUCUCAAACCUGUUUUGCUGUGUAUAAUAUCUCUCUGCCAUUGAGGUGUAUUAAUUUUUGCACUGUUGCUGAAUAUUUGACGUGAUUAUCAAUAGGAUGACCACUGCGAUAAUCCUGAUGCAGACGAAGCUGCAGCAGCUUGUAUUUUGUAUGUUCCCACCAAUGUUAUUCUUUAUUGUAUGCUCACACACUUUUUCUUUGGGCAUUACUGCGACAUGCAUGUAGUGGCCUUGCUUGUAAAACUAUAAUGAAGCUC
Molecule: messenger RNA, 2052 nt
Organism: Coccomyxa subellipsoidea C-169
Lineage: Eukaryota; Viridiplantae; Chlorophyta; Trebouxiophyceae; Coccomyxaceae
Exons: 11
Coding region: 89-1636 (515 amino acids)
Biological process (GO): vacuolar protein processing
Molecular function (GO): cysteine-type endopeptidase activity
Source: RefSeq, a predicted model, not a curated record